AUGGAGGUCAAUGAUGUUGCCAGUAAGUUAUCUUCCUCAUCCUUGAAUGGUUUUGGAGUCACUGACAAUUUGGCAGGAAAAGACACACCUGGACCUGCGAAGAAAGCCGAAGUUGGAGUUCUGGUCAAGCAAACUGUCAAGAUGAAAGAAUUGACAUUUCAUCCAUUUCCAAAGCUAGCUCGCGAAAUCCGUGAUAUGAUUUGAGACUACGGCAUUGAUCUUACCACUUCACCACGAUUGUUCAUAUGGACGCCAAGCACCCCAGUUUUCCACUUCUCACUCAUGUCUGCCGUGAAGCAGGAGCAGCUUGCUUGAAGAGAUACUCGGCUUUCAGAGAUGCCUGGACGGUGUCGGUGCUCAAGGAAGUGGGAAAGGAACCGACAACUCAGAAUGCAAAGCACUACUUCGGAGCAUGCCAAUACAUUACAUUACAUGGAUCGAUUUCGACAGGGUAUAUUGUUCAUGCAUGAAGACAUAUUCCAAAUGUGUAGUGCCAGCCAUGAAAGUGAAAGCUUCCGACAGCUUAUUCGAAAGCUUUACAAAGUAUCAGCUGACAUUCGUUAAGAACCUCGUUAGUAUAUCCUUUAGAGCACAUUUGGGAUUUCGCUAUGAUGCCAAGCACCGGUACUAACUCAGCAUAAUGGUCUAGGCCAUGGACAUAUUUAUUGCCGAAGGUUUAG
This is a messenger RNA of Sclerotinia trifoliorum, 680 nucleotides long. The record is from the annotation of a GenBank genome assembly. NCBI's taxonomy places the organism in Eukaryota, Fungi, Ascomycota, Leotiomycetes, Helotiales, Sclerotiniaceae.